Paracoccidioides lutzii Pb01 is the source of this 402-nucleotide messenger RNA. Its product is annotated as ketol-acid reductoisomerase. The coding region runs from base 1 to 402 and encodes 133 amino acids. The transcript is spliced from 2 exons. The record is from RefSeq and is a predicted model, not a curated record. Gene Ontology annotation, molecular function: ketol-acid reductoisomerase activity. Gene Ontology annotation, biological process: L-valine biosynthetic process. Gene Ontology annotation, cellular component: mitochondrion.
AUGGGGGGCAUCCACGGCAUGUUUCUCGCCCAGUACGAAGUGCUGCGCGAACGCGGGCACAGCCCCAGCGAAGCCUUCAACGAGACGGUCGAGGAGGCCACCCAGUCCCUGUACCCACUGAUCGGGGCGAACGGGAUGGACUGGAUGUACGCUGCGUGCUCGACGACGGCGCGCCGGGGCGCGCUUGAUUGGAGCAGCAGGUUCAAGGAUACGUUGAAGCCGGUGUUCAACGAGCUGUAUGACAGUGUGAAGAAUGGGAAGGAGACGAAGAGGAGUCUGGAGUAUAACUCGCAGCCGGAUUAUCGGGAGAAGUACGAGAAGGAGAUGCAGGAGAUUCGGGAUUUGGAGAUUUGGAGGGCUGGGAAGGCUGUGCGAUCACUCCGCCCUGAGAACCAGAAAUGA